AAUCUAAAUAUCAAUCUGAAGAUGUUGAAUCGCGAUAAGAUUCCAUCGAUUAAAUGCAUUUGUUUGUUAUUUGUGUUGCGAUUAUGGUUGGUCGGUUCGAUAAGAAUCGAAUGGUUUAAAUACCAUUUCAAUGCGAUUUUUUUUGCACACAAACAUUGUAUCCGAACGCCGAUAUUGAAUAGGUGUAAAUUGAUAAAUUGCAAAACAGAAUGUUUCGAUAUCCAUGGAAAAAUCUCCGAAAAUCGAUAAAAAAUACGAAACGCUAUUUGGUGAAUAGUGGCAAUGUUGAUAAUAAAAAAGUUCUGCCGAAUCAUGCCGAUGUUGUGAUUAUUGGUGGAGGCAGUGCCGGCUGUUACACAAUUUAUCAUCUGGCUAAACGUGGCAUAAAAGCAAUCUUAAUCGAACGCUGCAAACUGACUUCUGGAACAACAUGGCAUACAAAUGGACUUAUGUGGCGUAUUCGACCCAAUGAUACCGAUAUUCAGUUAUUGAACUCAACAAGAGAUACGGUGAUUGAUAUAAAAAAUAAUACCGAAUACGAUCCCGGUUGGAUUCAAAAUGGAGGACUUUUUAUUGCUCGCAAUAAGAUUCGUUUGGAUGAAUAUCAACGUCUGGCCACAAUUGCUAAAAUAUAUGGUAUAGAGCAUGUAAUGCUCACACCAGAUGAAACGCUUAGAAUUGCACCGGUUCUAAAUCGUGAUGCAUUUGUUGAGUCACUUUAUUCACCUGGUGAUGGUAUAAUCGAUCCAACGAUGUUGUGCAAUGCCCUGACAAAGCUUGCCAUCAAAACGUCGAAUGCUCAAGUCAUUGAAGAUUGUCCGGUUACGGAAAUACUCACAGAGCAAAACGACAGAGGUGUUAAUAAAAUAAUCGGCGUACGAACUGAACACGGUGACAUAAAAACGAGUUGUAUUGUGAAUGCAACUGGAGUUUGGGGAAGAGAUUUGUUCGAACCAUUCGGUAUAACAAUACCAUUGAUUCCAAUGAAGCAUUCGUAUGUUGUGUCCGAGCCAAUUGAAGGUAUUAAAGGAUUGCCCAAUAUAAGAGAUCACGAUGCAUCGAUUGUAUUUCGUGUACAAGGAUCAUCGAUGUAUUUAGGUGGCUAUGAAAAGAAUCCAAUUCUUUUGGAGAAAGUUGAGAGUGAAUUCAGUUUUGGUUUGUAUGAUUUGGAUUGGUCGACAUUUGAUUGUCACGUUGAAGAAGCGGUUGAAUUGUGUCCGGCUUUUGGUGAGGCUGGUAUUAAAUGCACCAUAUGUGGACCAGAAUCGUUUACUCCAGAUCAUAGACCGAUUAUGGGACCAGAUCCUCUUAUGAUCGGUUUGUUCCAUAAUUGUGGGUUUAAUUCGGCAGGAAUGAUGUAUGGCGGUGGUUGCGGCGAACAAUUGGCCGAGUGGAUCAUACACGGACGACCUGAUUUUUAUAUGUUUAAUUUCGAUGUGAGACGUUUUACACCAAAGCAAAUGGCCGAUAAGGAAUACUCAAUCCAACGAUGCCAUGAAGCCUAUGCCAAAAAUUACUCAACGGUUUUUGCCCAUCUUCAACCGCUGGCGGGACGAAAUUUUAAAACGGAUCCAUUGCAUACGGAAUUGGUUUUAAAUGGAGCCGUUAUGGAGGAGAAACAAGGAUACGAACGUCCCGCAUUCUUUUACAAAGAAAAAGCACCGAUUAAUAUUCCUCCGUAUGAUUGGUAUGGUGCAUAUGAUCAUCCGCGUAACUCAGACAGGAAUUAUUUGAAUAUUUUGAAAGGAGAUCAAAAGUACGAGUUUUCUGACCAUCACAAAAGGAUUGGCGCGGAGGCAAUGAGUUGUCGAACUAAAGCGGCCAUAUUCAAUUUGAACAGCUUCUCAAAAAUCUUGAUCGAUGGCCCUGAUUCAAAGGAAGCAAUGGAAUGGAUUUGUACCAAUGAUAUCAACAAACCACCAAACUCAAUCGUUUAUACAUGUGCUCUCAAUGGUCGUGGUGGUGUUGAGGCGAAUUUCAUGGUCACAGUUUUAGAAUCAGGAGAUGGAAGUGUUACUACACCAAAAUUCAAUGGAACUGCAUAUUACAUAGUUGGCGAUGGCGCAUUUGCUAAUCAUAUUUUAGCACAUAUCAAUGAUGCGGUUGCCGAACGAGAAUUUAACGCUACCGUGAGAGAUGUUACCGAUCAAAUGGCAAUUAUUUCCAUUCAAGGGCCAAAUAGUCAAAAAAUAGUAGAAGAAUUGACUGUUUCACGCUUGGACACCCUGACUCCGUUUACAAGUACAACAGCAACAAUGAAGAAAGCAAACUCGAAAGCAUUCUGUGUUCGGAUAAUGCGCAUUAGUACAAUGGGUGAACUUGGAUAUGAGCUUCAUAUGGAUAAUGAAGAAUGUGUGGGUAUUUACAACCAAUUGAUGGACAUCGGUUCGCAAUAUGGUUUGAAAAAUGCUGGUUUUCGUGCGUACAAUUCGCUGAACUGUGAAAAAGGACAUCAUUUAUGGGGCUUUGACUUGCGAUCUGAUGACACACCGGUUGAAGCAAACCUGGAGAGUUUAUGUCGAAAAAAUGGCGAAUAUAAAGGAAUGGAAGUGAUUGAAAAGCAACGAAAACAUGGUGUGCAUAAGCGUUUGGCGUACUUGACUCUUGACGAAAAAAUCCCAUUGUGGGGCUUGGAAGGCGUUUAUUGCAAUGGCAAAGCGGUUGGCUAUGUGCGACGAGCCGAAUUCGGUUAUUACAUCAAUAAAUCAAUCGGAAAAUCAUACAUUCGUUCGAUUGAUGGUGCACCAAUCGAUGUUAAACGGUUAACUAGGGGAUCCUAUGAAAUUGAUGUACUUGGAAAAUUAUAUUCGGCCAAAGUACACUUGCAGUCGCUACUUGAUUUUUAAAAUAUCAGCAAAUGUUUCUAAAGGUACCAUUUUCGAUCUUCGCCGAUUUUCAGCAUUUUUGCUAUAUUUGUAGAGCCACUUGAUGAAUUUUAAAAUAAUAUACAUUCUUAGAAAGUUGAUGAUUACACCUUUCAGAAAAUAUGAAAAAUUUUAGAAAUCCGUUCAGUGGCUCAGAAGAUGUACCCAAAAUUCUGAAUAGCCCUCUUGAAUCGGCGACAAAAAUCGGUCGCUAGAAAAUGGUACCUUAAUCCGAAAAUGUGGCCAUUCUCAGACGGCGAAAAUGUUUGUUGACAAUUUAUUGAUCUAAAUCGUCGUUUCAACCGAAUCGUCUUAAUACAUUGUUUUUUAUACGUUAUCUUUAUAAGUUUUUCUUAGAAAAUUUUCAAUUUUUAUUAACUGUUCAUUUAGCAUUUGAAUGUCAUUGCUCUAAAAUAUAAAAAUUCAUUUUCUUUUGUUCCCUACCAUUUUUGAUUACACAAAAAUUGCCUUUGACAUAUGAAACCGGAAAUUCUAUUGAAAAUAAAAUAUCAUAAAUCUUCAUAAAACAAAAA
Messenger RNA from Sitodiplosis mosellana (orange wheat blossom midge), 3397 nucleotides. Its product is annotated as sarcosine dehydrogenase, mitochondrial-like. The record is from RefSeq and is a predicted model, not a curated record. Gene Ontology annotation, molecular function: sarcosine dehydrogenase activity; protein binding. NCBI's taxonomy places the organism in Eukaryota, Metazoa, Arthropoda, Insecta, Diptera, Cecidomyiidae. Bases 210 to 2846 code for a protein of 878 amino acids. The transcript has 11 exons. Gene Ontology annotation, cellular component: cytoplasm; mitochondrial matrix; mitochondrion.